AUGGAUAUACAAGAAUUCCUGGCUCUCGGGGCCGAGUCCAACCCUGAAGGACAAGUCGACCUCCGCGCUCUCGAUCAUGUUUCCAGCUACGAUUCCCACCUUAUGUGCCCGAUCUGCCACUGCCCAUUCAUUCAACCGGUGCGACUACAAUGCGACCACGUUUUUUGCGAGAAAUGCCUGCGAUCAGCCAUCACCACUGUCCACUCGGCCGACUCGGAUCAGUUCCCGUGUCCCUCCUGCCGAACCCCCACCCGACACAUCUCGAUGAGUGUACCCCGCCUAUUGAUCAACAUGUGCGAUGAAAUCCAAGUGCGAUGUCCACUGGCUGAGAAUGGGUGUCAGGAACUUGUUCCGAGGGGCCAUAUCCAGUCGCAUGUGGAGAAGUACUGCGGGUAUCAGUUGGUGCCAUGUCCGGAUGAAUCUUGCGAUAAGAAGACCCGGAAAAAGGAUCUACAGGCGGAAAAGAGGUGCAGACAUAGCUAUUGUCGGUGUUCUCGAUGUGAGGAGGAUGUGAUGGAACAAGACUAUGAGGAACAUGAUCUGGAACUAUGUCCUAAUCUAAGGGCAACCUGCGUCGACUGCGGAACAACGGUUGUACAACGGACACUGAAGAAUCAUAUUGAGAUUUGUCCUGAAGUAGUCAGUCCUUGCGCGGGAUCGAAGUAUGGAUGUCAAGCCAAGAUUCGGCGGGCCGAGAUUGGAGCCCACGAGCAACAAUGCUCUCUUGUCGCGAUCGGUCCCUCUUUCGAGGCACAGAAUACACGAAUCAACUCUCUCGAAUUGAAUAUGCGGCAUCUCCAACAACGAAAUGAGGUUUUCGAAGAUGGGCUUGCCAAUAUUCGAACCACAUUAAUGGAAUCAUCACGGAUUAAUAGUCGUCAUAACCCAGGACCGUCUGCAGAUACAGAGGAAUCAGCGGAUCGUGCCUCUAAUGCUCCCUCAUCCAAUGAAACAACGUAUCUGCUUUCCCUUCACGAGUCCCUACGCGAGGAGGUUAACCAGAUCACGUAUGCUCUUACAGACCUAGAUGCUCGCGCCAGCAUGAGCAUCAUGAACGAGUGUUUACGAAUCAAGGAAGACAUGGCGCACACAAAUGCUGCAGUGAAUACUGUUCGUAUGCAGGUUCAAUGGUUGAUGAAUCCUCGACUUCACAACGACACACGGGCUGCAAGCUUGCGUGCCAAUGGUGCAAAUGCUGGGGCUGAAACCCGUCAGCUAAUGACUGCAUCUGCGCCUGGACCCAGCAAUGCUGCCGGGGCCUCUUUAGGUCCAUUACGGCCAAGGCGCCCCAGCGAUGGUGGACGUGAGGGGAACCAAACUGAGAGGGAGUUCUCGAGUUUCGGCUACUAUAUUUCCCAAUAA
Molecule: messenger RNA, 1362 nt
Organism: Penicillium malachiteum
Lineage: Eukaryota; Fungi; Ascomycota; Eurotiomycetes; Eurotiales; Aspergillaceae
Exons: 3
Coding region: 1-1362 (453 amino acids)
Molecular function (GO): zinc ion binding
Source: RefSeq, a predicted model, not a curated record